Molecule: messenger RNA, 1590 nt
Organism: Salmo salar (Atlantic salmon)
Lineage: Eukaryota; Metazoa; Chordata; Actinopteri; Salmoniformes; Salmonidae
Source: RefSeq, a predicted model, not a curated record
AUGGCCCUCCCCAGUCCCCAUGCCACCGUCCCCAUCAAACGUCCCCACCCCAACCCUCCCCAGUCCCCACAGCCAACCCCUCCCACCACUCCACGGUCCCCACACAAUCCUCCCAGAAGUCCUGGCCACACCCCAGCCCCCAUCCACCCCCUGCAUCCCGUCCAACGUCCCCACUGCCAACCUCCCAGUCCCCAUGCCGUCCCAGUCCUAAGCGUCCCCACCCCCCUCCACAGUCCCCACAGCCAAAACCCCACCUGUUACCACACCCAGCUUCCUCCAGACCACCUCUUCCCCACCAUCCGCCUACCCCCACCUCACGGUCCGCCCAGCCUCACCAGUCCCACUGCCUCCACAGUCCCCACACCUGCAACGUCCCCAGUCCCCACACCCACAAUCCACGUCAACGUCCCACUGGCCCUCCCAGUCCCCACCCCUCACAGUCCCCACAGCCGGCCCUCCCAGUCCCCACAGCCAAGCCAUCCGGGUCCCACGCAGCCCUCCUGGAUCACCCCAGCCCGUCCCCAGUCCCCCAGACCAGCCCUCCCCAUCCCACCCCUCCCCUCCCCAGCAGUCCCAGUCCCACCACCCUCCCAUGCUCUGUCCAACAUCCCCCCCCCUCCCCUCACGUCCCCCGUGCAGUCCCCACACCCACCCCUCCCAGGUCCCCACCUCCCAUCUCACACCACUCCCAGUCCCCGUCCCCACACCGCCACCAACCCUCCCCUGUCCCCACACCAACUGUGCCCAGUCCCCCACCAGCCCCUCCCCAGUCCCAUGCCAACCACCACCCAAUUCUUCCCCACCCAGCCUCCACAGUCCCCAGAUGGCCCUCCCAGUCCCCACCACCUCCACGGUCCCCAGACCACCUCCACACCCUCCCCUAGGUCCCCAGCACAGCCUCAACACGUCCCCCGGGUCCCCACCACUCCCCAUCCCCUACCUCCCCAGUCCCCACGCCAGCCCUCCCCAGUCCCCAUAGCCUCCCAGUCCCCAGACCAGCCCUCCCAGUCCCCACACCUGCCCCGUCCCAUCGUCCCCUCCCCCACCAUCCCCAAUCCCCACAUCAUCCCUCCCCAGUCCCCACACCCCGCCUCCCCAGUCCCCACUUCACCUCCCCAGUCCCCCCUGGCCUCUGUCCUCCCACCAGCUGUGCCCAGUCCCCACAUGGCCCCUCCCCACAGUCCCCACACCCCUCCUGAUCCCCACUGCCAACCUUCUGCGCAGCUGUGGUAUCAUCAGCCUCCCCAGUCCCCACAGCCUCCCCAGUCAACGUCCCACCGCACCCAGCCUCCCCUCACCGCCUCCCCAAUCCCACGGCCACCGUCCCCAGUCCCCCACCCCUCCCCAUCCCCAAACCUCCCCUCCCCGCCACCCUCCCCAAUCUCCACACCCACACACCCUCCCCAGUCACCCCGCCCACCCCUCCCAGUCCAAGCGUCCUCUCCCCAAUCGUCUGAUCCCCACAGCCACCGUCCCCAGUCCCCACCCAACCUCCCCAGUCCCCGGUGGCCUCUGAGUCUCCACAACCCUCCCCAGUCCCCCCCCUCCCCAGAUGGCCUCCCAGUCCUGCCCUCCCCAGUCCCCAACUAG